Molecule: messenger RNA, 1688 nt
Organism: Haliaeetus leucocephalus (bald eagle)
Lineage: Eukaryota; Metazoa; Chordata; Aves; Accipitriformes; Accipitridae
Gene: GPR119
Product: G protein-coupled receptor 119
Exons: 1
Coding region: 1-981 (326 amino acids)
Biological process (GO): adenylate cyclase-activating G protein-coupled receptor signaling pathway; regulation of metabolic process
Cellular component (GO): membrane
Molecular function (GO): phosphatidylcholine binding; G protein-coupled receptor activity
Source: RefSeq, a predicted model, not a curated record
AUGGCUAGCUCAGCCCUGGGAGCCAUCCUUGCUGUGCUGGCCUCGCUCAUCAUCGCUGCCAAUGUGCUGGUGGCCAUCGCUCUCCUUCGCCUCAUCCAGAAGAGCAGCUCCAAGGGGCUCUAUUUUGUCCUUAAUCUUGCUGUUGCGGAUGCCAUGGUUGGCUUCACGGUCAUGGGUCUGGUCAUGGAUGAGUUUUCCCAGCCCUUUUAUCCUCCCCAGAUCUUCUGCGUUUUGAGAAUGGCUUUCGUGACCUCCUCUUCUGCUGCCUCUAUCCUAUCCCUGAUUAUGGUUGCGUGUGACCGGCACCUGGCAAUCAGGAAGCCUUUCCACUAUUUCCAGCUGGUGACAGGCUUGCGGGUUGCGGUGCGCUUGGUGGGGCUCUGGCUGGUUGCUGCCAUCAUCGGCUUCCUCCCGGUCCUCAGUCCGAGCUUUCAGAAGAUCUCCACCCAUGAGAAGUGCUCCUUCUUCGGGGUCUUCCACCCUGCCUACAUGCUCACCGUCUUCUGCGUCGGCUUCUUCCCAGCGCUCUUCCUCUUCAUUUAUCUCUACUGUGACAUGCUGAAAAUUGCCUCUGUGCAUGUGCAGCAUAUCCAGAAAGUGGAGCACGCAGGGCUGGCGGGGGGCUGCCCCCCAUCCCGCACUACCAGCGACAUGAAGGCCAUGCGUACUGUCGCCAUGCUCAUCGGGUGCUUCACGCUGUCCUGGCUGCCGUUCUUCAUCGCCAGCAUCGUGCAAACUGUCUGUCUUGAGUGCUUGCCCUACAGAGUUAUUGAGAACUACCUCUGGCUGCUGGGACUGUGCAACUCCCUCCUGAACCCCCUGCUCUACUCCUACUGGCAGAAGGAUGUGCGGCUGCAGCUCUCCCAGCUGGCUUCAGAUGUGAAGAGGAGAGUCCUCCUCCACCUGGGGAACAGCCGCCGUUUCCCUGGUAGAGGCACCAAGUCUCUCCCCACUGUGUCCUGUCUGCGGCUCCAGGACUGACACAGUAAGGAGCGGCUGUCACCAGCUUUCCAGCUCAUCUCCUGCAUCUUGACCAGGAACCCGGGGCCCACCAGCUGUGGAGGAGAUCACAGACAGGGUGGGACCAAUCUGGAUGCUAAUUCCCAGACAUCAGCAUGGCCAAAUUCCAGCCUGCCCACAGAGCCACAUCUCGGCCCGUUUUGCACCAGCCCCAGGCACCCCAAAUUGCAGGUGUGUGGCACACAUUAGAUUUUGCCUGGAGAGCCUCAGGAAGAGCAGCCUUGUGUUUCCAGGGUCCAAGCCCUCAGCAUUCACUCUGCAGGCUAAGAUCCUUCACCCAUUGCUGCCCAGCUUCCCCUGCCCAGACCUGGGAUCCACCUGCCCUCCCCUCUGCCUGCAGCGCCAGCUCUCUGGGCAGCGAGCCCCAAGCACUCAGGGCAGGGCUACUCACACAGUGGUGGCUCUGUUGCCUUUGGCUCUUGGCCCAGGCAGCAGAGGCUGGGAGGUGUGUGCUUGUCCUAAAUCUGUCCUGGACCGCAAGCACUCCCAGUCGCUGCCCUUCCUAAACCGAACUUGUGAUCCUACAGCUGCAGCCUGGGCAGUCCCCCAAACCUGUCCCCUGCUGCAAUCAAACCUGCAGCCAAAGAGGUGGCAGGGUCAUCCCUGCUCUGGGCUGUGCCCACCCAAGGAAGAGGUGAGGGCUAUGGGUCUGGGAUCCCAGCCGUGGC